CAGCUACGUGGUGUGUGACGGGUGCAGCAGAUGGCGCUACUGCAAGAACAUCACCAGCAGGGGCGACCUCUGCAUCUGCGGCAAGAAUCUCGCCUGCCUCGUCCCUGACGGGCACGUCUUCCGUGACGAGGAUGGUGGGUGGGUGGCAGCACAGCCCCAAGGAGGAACCUCGCCCAGGAUCAGCUGGGCAGAUGGUUGGCAGCCAGGAGCUGGUGCAGGCGGGAAAGGGCAAGGAGGCCAACGCCAGCCACCACCUCACGACAAGACCGCCGAUCUCAAGGCCGCAGCUGCAGCAGCAUACGGCAAGCUCAGCAAGGACGACCCGCUCAAGCAGCACUACGAGGCCCUCUGGCCAGAGCUCGCCGCAGCCAAGCCACCAGCAGAUCAACCAGUCGUUGGAUUCAAGGCAGUGGAGGCAGCAGCUCGACGCUUGGACAAACUCCAGAAGAAGGUACGAUCGGCAGGGGGGCAAGUGGAGAGUGCCCAGCAGUACUUGGCUGAGAGUGAACGCAAGCUUCGUGAAGCUAUGGAAGCAUCCAUUGCAGCAGAAGAUGAGUUCGACAAGCUCAAGGCCACAGUCGGCAAGCAAGAGGUACCAGCCGAACCCGCAGCUGAGAAGCCAACGCUGGCAGCCCUCCUGGAGCAGUUCGAGCACGAGCCUGACGACUUCCACAAGUGGUCCGAGCCAGACAAGGAGGUCUGGCGAGCUGCAAAGGCCAAGGGUGAGCGCAUGGCCCAGACGGUCAAGGAGCACGAGGAGGAGACGGCGAAGCACCUGCGACUUCUGGAGGAAGAGACGGCCAGGCACCAAGAGCAGCUGCGCCAGCUCGAGCAGGCAAGCGGGUCUGCGCUGCCAGCCCAGCCCCUCAGCGAGGAGCCACCACAGGCGCUGAGGCAGCAGGGUCAGCUGCUGCGGCUGCGCCUAACGGCGCCGCGGCAGCUGCCCAACCAGAAGCAGGUGCAGCUGAACAUGACAAAGCAGAGGAACGCCGAGCUAGAGUGGAGGCCCACAUCCAGGAGGCGCGAGAGAAGGUCUCGCAGGCCAGGCGCGCCGAGACAGUCGUCGACGCAGAAGGGCAAGGUGACCACUCAGCAGGGUAGCCGCCCCAAGGCGAGCACGAAGAAGGCUCGCCGCCCUUACCACAUCGACUUCUUCAAUGUCACGACCUGGGGCCCCCAGGCACAGGGCUACCUCGUGGAGAUCAACGACACCAAGGACAGGGACAUCAUCGGCAUCGCGGAGCACCACCUCCGCCAGCCUGCGCAGAUAGGCAAGGCAAGAGCGGCGCUCAGGAGGAAAGGCAUGCACAGCUACUGGACCAAGGCACGGCCAGGAGAAGGAGAAGGCACUCGUGGAGGAACGUGUGCCAUAACGCGAGGAUCCAUGGACGUCCAGGACAGGAUCGCGGGCUUCGACGAGCACUACCUGCACGAGGACGGCAGCGACGUCACGGUGGUGAUCUCCAACCUGCACAAGGUCCGCUUCGCAGUGGCCUUCGUCUACCUCGAGUGUGGGACGGGCUUCGGAGAGAGGAACGUCGACAUCCUCUGCGACCUGCGGGAAAAGAUGGCCGUCUGGGGAGGCGAAGCCAGGUGCAUCGAUUUCGCGCUGAUCUCGCAGGGCCUGGCGCCGUAUUUUGACCAGCUAGAGCUGCUCAGGACCGUGCCGUGGAAGCCGCACAUUGGCAUCCGCUUGAAGCUGAGAUGCGACCAGGAAGGAAACGACAUGGAGCCAGUGCCGCAGCUGUACUACGACAAGGAGGUCCAGCACGUCAUCCCUGACGAGCUGUGGCAGGCCACCUCCGAGAGGGUCAGCUUGCGUGUCUACGACGAGUUGCCCCAGCACUUGCAGCGCACUGUCGUCGGCAAGAUGAUGGAGCGGGACAUGCUGGAUCUGGGGCAACAGUACGACCACUUCGCUAGCACACUCGAGCUCAGCCUGUGCGAGAGCAUCGGCAUCCCAGAGGAAGAUCGAGGGCGCAACACCAUGGACAUCCAAGAUCACGACCCCUUCGAGGAUGAGGAGGAGUACUUGGAGUACCGCCAGGAGAUCGCAGACCAGGAAAACAGCGAUGGGUACCACCAGUACAUCGAGGGGCAGCAGGCCAGCCUCGAGUCCAGCCAGACCGCCCCGUGUCGAGCAGCUGGACCUGACUCUCACCCACCAGCAGGACGCAGCACCAUGGACGACCAAGACCACGACCCCUUCGAGGAAGAGGAGGACCGCUUCCAGAACCGCCAGGAGACCGCAGACCAGGAGGACUGCGAUGGGUACCACCAGCGUAUCGAGGGGCAGCUGGAUGGCAACGGCCACGGCCAGAGUCAGAACCAAGCGCCGCCAAGCCCAGAGGCAGAUGAGCAACGAGAUAUGGGCCUGCCCCCUACAGACCCCUGGAAUGAUGACCAACACCAGCGGGAGCGGGAAGACUACGUGGCCAUGAGAGACGACCUGGAGUACUGGGCGGCCAUCUGGAUGGAUAACUUGGUGCAGCUCCCCACGGACAACAGCAACUGGAUGCAGAUCUGCGUGCCGCUCCUGGAGACCAUCCUGGGAGGCGGAGGCAACAAUGGCAUGGUGAGACUGCUCAGACGAUGGCACCAGCAGGCCGGCCUCAGCCACAUCAUCACGGACCUCUGCGAGCGAGCAUGUGGCCGUCAGACGCAGCAGCAGAUCAACACAAGACAGCAGCUAGCGCAGCAGCUCAACCAGCCUGACCCAGGCAGGCUGAACGAUGAAGGCGCGGCCAAGGACCAGCAGCAGGCCCUCCUCGCAGACCUGCACGCCAUAGCAGAGGGCGCCCUCGUGGACCCAGGGACGAUCAGCAGGGUAGCAGAGGAGGUAAAGAGCAUGGCCAAGCUACUCACAAAGGCGGUGAAGAAGGCGUACAUCCACUGGGUGCAUGACGCCACGGCUGGCAGUGCGAAGAUGGCCCACGCCUACACCAAAGCAGCAGAGCGCAGCCAUCUGGAGGACAUCCUAGAGCACGAGGGCCAGGUCAUCAACCACCCGCAGCAGCUGGUGGACUUGCGCAAAGAAGCAUGGCAACGCAGGUGGACACGAGAUGCGCAGAAGGCCGAGAGGAUCCAAGAGGCGCUGGCCAAGCUGAGGCAGGCUGCCCUGGCCCAAGAGAAUGCCCUCGAGCCCAUCAGCAAGGACAUCAUAGGCUCCAUCAUACAGCACCUGAAGAGCAAUGCAGGCCAAGGAGCGGACUGGUGGAGGGCUCCAGAGCUCAAGGCCAUGGGAGCCCAGGGGCUGGAAGAUUUCGUGCAGUGCCUGACCAGCUGUGAGCAACGGGCAGCCUGGCCGUGGCAAUUCUACCUGGUGCUGGAGCUGCUGCUGGGUAAGAAGCCAGGGAUCGGGGGAGAGCGCCCCACCGGCCUCAUGCCCAUGCCGUACCGCAUCUGGAGCGCAGCCAGGAGGCCCAUAGUAGCCACCUGGAGCAAGGCAGCGGCGGGCUUCUGGGAUACGGCAGUAGCUGGCUCCUCAGCGCUACGAGUGGCAAUGCACAGACUUAUGAGGGCAGAAGCCGCCACGGAGAUGGGCUUUCAUGCAGCAGGAGUGUUCUACGACGCGGCAAACUUCUACGACAACAUAGGCCUCGACCAGCUGAUCGAGAAGGCCAGUGCCCUCCAGUGCCCGUUGCUGCCGCUGGCAAUGGCCGUGCAGAUGUACCUUGCGCCCAGGGCCAUCAUGGCCCACAGCCUCUUCUCGGACAUCUUUGAGCCUGUCAACAGCAUGGUAGCAGGCUGUGGCCAAGCGGUAGACCUCACCAGACCGCUCUUGUAUGGGAUCCUGGAUGCAGCGCACAGGCACCAUAUCUACGUCGUCAUGCAGCAGUACCUGGACGACUUGGCCCUGCAGGUGGAGGGCGCGCGGCGGCAGGUCAUUGACCAGAUCAAGCAUGUGGCGGCGCUGGUGCACGAUGGGUUCAAGCAGCUCGCGAUCCCCAUCUCAGUCAAGACGGCAGUGGUGGCCUCGGACAAGGACCUCCAGGCAGAAGUCGCCAGCAUCCUGGACAGCCUGGGCACCCCCAACCAGCAACCAGGGGUAGUGCGCGACCUCGGCGUGGACACCAGCCUUGGGAAGCAACUGCGGCGACCCACCCAUGCCGCGCGCCAGGCCAAGGCCAAGCAGAGGGUGGCCAAGCUCAGGGACCUGGCGAAGACGGACGCCAGAGGCGCGGCAAAGGUCUAUGCAGCAGGUGCCUAUUGCCAGCAGGCUUGGGACUUACCAGCGCACGGCAUCACGCCCACGGAGGCGAAGUUGGUCAGGGCAACGGAGGCAGCGCUCCUCACAGGCGGACACAAGGCUGGACGCUGCACGUCCACCAUCCUCCUGAUCCAGAGGGGUAUGCAAGAGGCAGUAACCCGAGCCAUCGGCGACCAGAUCAAGCAGUUCUGGCUCACCGUAGUCGACCACCCGACGGAGCUCAAGAGGUACCAGAGGGGCUGGCUCCUGCUCUACGCCAAGCUGGGCGCCCUGGAACCCAACCGCAGGGCGGCCAACCUCAACCAAGAAGGCGAUGACACCUGCGCGAGAUGCGGCGAGGCGAUAGAGACAGAGGAACACCGCUACUACGCCUGCCCUGCCAACGCAGAAAUAGGGCACAGCAGUGACACCGACCUGGCGAAGAAGGCGAAGGACGCGCUGGACCAGCGGCAGGACCUGCAUUGCUGGCUCCGAGGCAUCCCGCCAGCGGCCUGGGCAGCCAAGGUCGACCCAGACGAGGACGCGGCGAAGGCGGCGCAGAUCUUCUGCACCAGUGAAGAGGCGCAAGCUGCAGCCCAGCCAGGGCACAAGGAAGUGGCUGCCUGGUACGGCACAAUCAGGGCACCGCACACGGUGCCACGGGCAGAGCUCACCGCUAUGAGCAAAGCCAUCGGCUACACCACGGCGGCGACAGCCAGGGGGCUAAACAUAGUCAGCGAUUGCAAAUACGCCCUGGACGCACUCAAGCAUAUCCAGGACCCUGAGGAUCUGGACUACAGGAGCACGAACUACGACCUCUGGCUCCAGACGAAGCAGCAGCUACAGAACAGCAAGGACACCAUCAUGGGCCACCACAUCCCGAGCCACCUUAUUGAGCACCCAACAGAGCUGGAGAGGUGGAAUGGUCCCACCUGGUGGGUCAUAGGUAACGAGAUGGCGGAUAAGUACGCAGGCUGGGGGGCGGAGCACGGAGCGCUGGAUCCAGCUAUCAUCGUGCAGCAGCAGAUCAGAGACCAGAUCACCAUGGCGGUGCAGAACAGGCUGCUGGCCAUCAACAUGGCGGCGAUGGUGGAGGACCCCAACAAGGCCCCUCAGCGUCCCAAGGCCAAGCGGCGAAAGCCGCAGACGGCGAGGGACAGGGCAGCCCAGCAGGGACACGACCUGCGAAAACUACAUCCGCGAUGGUGGUGUGCAACGUGCCGCAGUGGCCCAGCCAAAGGACAAAGCAUCAGAGACUGGUUGGCAGAGACGGGAAAAUGCCUCGGGAAGUACGGCGGCCACCAGGACCAGCACGGCAACGUCGGGCUCGACUUCAAGGCGGUGCAGAUCGGCACGCAGGUGGUGCACGGCUCCCACAAGACGCAGUACACCCAUGGCUGGCCCUGGUGCGAGAAAUGUGGCGGCACUAGCUACCUUGGGGACCACAAGAGCAGGAUCGUGGCAGGAGUGGCAAGGAAGCUGGCAAGGCCAUGUCAGCCCCCAACAGCAGCAGGGAGGCGAGUCUUGGAGAAUAUGCAGAGGGGCAAGCUGCCUAGAGGAGCUAAGCCAGCAGCAGACCCAGCUGAUGAGGGUCUCGACGAGAUCACCAUGCCAGGUGGCUUCAAGCUCGGCCUGAGCAACCACGAGGUGAUCGAUCUGGACGGGGACAGCUCAGAGGCAGGGGACCCGCAGCCAGCUCCGCAGCAGCCGCCCAGCCAUCCGUACUCUGUCGUCCACGCCAGCUUGAGGCUCGUCGACCACAUGGAGGGCUACGCAGAGCUGUGGAUGAACAUGGUCGACCAAGAGGUCUGGGACGACAUGGGCGACUGGAUGGAGCACUGCGUACCGUACCUCUUGGCCAUCACCAAUGUGGGUGGCAGAACGGACACGCAAGAGCAGACCAGGGCCGUCACCGUGCAGGAGAUCCAGCAGAUAAAGGACUUCUGCGAAGAAGUCUGGCGCAACACGCACCGCACGCGACGGAGGCUCAUGACCAGGAUGCUUACCCUCCCGCAUGGCACAUGGCAGCAGGCAGCUAGAGUGCACAUGGACGCCUUCCACAACAGUAGGAACAACAUCAUAGCGCACAGCAUCCCCAGCAGUGAGCGCAGGCCGCUGCCGCGAACAGCGGAGGCCAGCCGAGAGUGGUCACCAGAGAACCUGGACGAUGAUGACUCGACCCCAGACAGUGAAGCCCCAGAGCUGGAGGGCGAGCCGAGCAGCCAGGAGAUGGAGACCAUGGCGGGGCCUGAUCAGAGGCACGACGCCAACAGCCUGAUGCAGACGGCAGUGCAGGUGGCAGUAACGCUGACCAAGCCAGUGGGGCCCGACCUGAUGAAGUUCGUGAGCGAAGCUGACGAGGCCGGCUUGCUCCACCCAAGGCUUCGACACAACAAAGGAGAAGCCGACCAGGACCCCGAGCAGGAGGUGGCGUGGCUCGAGAGGAACAGGCUCGAGCAGCUCAUGCAGUCGCUGGCAGGCUGUUGGAGCCAGAAAGAGGGCGAGCUGGGCUGGCCAUCGUGGCAGGCUGCGUGCGUGCCCCAUGUGAUGAGGGCGCUGCAGACUGGAGUCUAUCAGAGGCUUUUCAGCCACGAGUCAGGGACGAUCCGCCAGCGCAGCCAGCGCCGAGCGGCGGAGGAGAUCUGCCGCCUGGCAUGGCUCAACAGCGGAGAGGAGCGUAGACAGAUCCAGCAGCAGGACCCGAAGGAGGCAGAGCGGCGCAGAGCAACGGCUGAGCAGAUCCCGG
Messenger RNA from Prorocentrum cordatum, 6935 nucleotides. Lineage: Eukaryota; Dinophyceae; Prorocentrales; Prorocentraceae. The record is from the annotation of a GenBank genome assembly.